AUGUGCGUUUGCUGCGCACGGACUGUGUUCUGGAGAAAGCUCGCCCGCAGCAUUUCUAUACUUAAGCCAGCGACUUCCUGCACAACAUCGAGUGCACGCAUCAAUUCGGUGAUGGGGCUCGAGAUGGCGGACACUGACGAACCUCCACCACAGUACAUGCACAGCCCUCUCGUCAUCAUCCGUCCGUACCUCGACCCGCCACCCGUCAAAGAGGAGCGCAUCUCGAAACAUGGCGCCCUCGUCAUCGUCAAGCCGUACCUCGAUGGCGGGCCGACACUGACAACCGUGAACGUCGCAUCAGCUGUGGCAUCUGAACGCACUCAGUCCAUUGGCCCCGGACAUUCCGACACUACCGCUGCCAGUCACGAGUCUGGCGCCCUUAUCAUUAUGAAGCCAUACCUUGACAGCGCAGGCGACUAG
This is a messenger RNA of Fulvia fulva, 420 nucleotides long. RefSeq lists its product as uncharacterized. The transcript has 4 exons. The coding region runs from base 1 to 420 and encodes 139 amino acids. The record is from RefSeq and is a predicted model, not a curated record. NCBI's taxonomy places the organism in Eukaryota, Fungi, Ascomycota, Dothideomycetes, Mycosphaerellales, Mycosphaerellaceae.